UCACAUCUGGGAGUUUUUCAGUCCACACAUAGGGGAAUUCACCACAACCUCUGAGUCUGGUAGCUGCAGAUGAAAACAGAAACGUGGUUAGAAAAAUGUGAUUCUUGCGCAGGAAAGUUGGAACAGAGAAGAGUUCGGACGUGGGCGGGAGUGUGUGUUUAAAAAAAAAAGAAAGAAAGAAAGAAAGAAACUAAGAAAGAAAAGGGUGGAAACCCCACCAGCCAAGUCUGCAGAAAAAAAAUAAAUGAAGUCUGCCUAUCUCGGGCCGGAGCCCCUCCCCUCGGCCCGCGCCAGAGGAGUGUGACACAGGUGCCGCUUCCUCCCCGCCGCUGAGGGUCAGGAGCCGGCCGGCGCGACCCUCGCCACCGCUCCGCUGUCCCUUCGGCCCCUGGUCCCGCCGGCGCCCCGCACCCGUCGGCGAUGAACAGCGUCAAUGGCACGUCGCGGCCCAGCCUUGGUCUCCCUGUACUUCCCUCCCAAAGCCACGCCCUUGGUAGAAGAGGACGACCUUCCCUGAUAGAGGAGGACGGUUCUGCAGUUGAAGAACUCGACCCUGGCCCAUUUUUCCCCUCUUUGGGGGCGAACAUCGCCAUCAUUGCAGGCGUGAUCGCUGCUGUAGCCAUCGUCCUGAUCUGCCUCCUCAUUGUCAUGCUACGCUACAUGUACAGACACAAGGGGACCUACCACACCAAUGAGGCCAAGGGCACAGAGUUUGCUGAGAGUGCGGAUGCAGCCCUACAGGACGACCCCUCCCUCCAGGACACAGGUGACAACAGCAGAAAGGAGUACUUCAUCUGAGGAGCACCAGGCCUCGCUUCCCCCAGUGCCUCCUUCAACUCCACGAGAGAAGAUGCACCCCACAACCCCACCUGCUAACUACCAUCAGGCAGAUCAUGAGAGUGCCCACCUCAUCCCAAGAUAUGCACCUGGCCUGGGAACACUAGGUGCUAGCCUGGGGAGAGAGAGGGAAGAAGGAACUGAGCCACAGAGGCUUCUCCCAAGCACCCAGGGAUGCGGUGGCCACCCAGGAGGCCUGCCUUUGCUCUGCCAGAGGGAGAAAGUCUGGGUUCUCCUGGACAGUGCAGUUUGUUAUCAGCAUGGUGUGAAAGUCCUUGCUGGGCGGGUGGGCCUGAGGGCUGGGGAAGCAAGGAAGUGAGUCAUCUGUAAGCUGACUGGGGAUAAUGGCAUCAAAUGUCAGUCCUUGACAUUUGGGGGGAACAGCAGGUGCCAGAGCUAAAAGGCACCUUUGUCUCCCAUUGAUCCAGCUCUAAAUGAUUGGAAAUAAAUUUGAAAUGUAACCAA
This is a messenger RNA of Lutra lutra (Eurasian river otter), 1302 nucleotides long. RefSeq names its product glycophorin C (Gerbich blood group) (gene GYPC). The record is from RefSeq and is a predicted model, not a curated record. The transcript has 4 exons. Gene Ontology annotation, cellular component: cortical cytoskeleton; membrane. NCBI's taxonomy places the organism in Eukaryota, Metazoa, Chordata, Mammalia, Carnivora, Mustelidae. The coding region runs from base 421 to 798 and encodes 125 amino acids.